Messenger RNA from Cucurbita maxima (winter squash), 1245 nucleotides. Its product is annotated as anthranilate synthase beta subunit 2, chloroplastic-like. NCBI's taxonomy places the organism in Eukaryota, Viridiplantae, Streptophyta, Magnoliopsida, Cucurbitales, Cucurbitaceae. Gene Ontology annotation, biological process: L-tryptophan biosynthetic process. Gene Ontology annotation, cellular component: cytosol. Bases 234 to 1064 code for a protein of 276 amino acids. The transcript is spliced from 10 exons. The record is from RefSeq and is a predicted model, not a curated record.
ACCCUAAAAAAGAAAAAGAAAAUCAUUUCAUCUUUCUUUUCUACACCCCUGCAAUCAGUGUUGAGACGCCGAACACUGAAUGAUCUCAGAUUUUAUUACCCAUCAUUGUCCAUAGAUCUUGGAUUUGCGAGCGCUUUCUUUCUUUUGACGUCGGGCAUGGUGUUCAUGUUUGGAGCAUAUCCGUGUGGUUAUUGGGAUAACUUUCUGUUGAAGCCAUCAUUUUUUUGCGCAACAUGGUAGCUAUUACUCCAUCUUCUGCUUCUUUUUGUCUGCCCAAACGUUCGCUGUUCUCUAAAACGUCAAAAACCACUCGUAUAACUGGCCCAUCUGCGCUAUCACAUAGUCUCUUUGUGGCCAAGAAUCCAAAAGCAUUUGUCGUGAAUGCCUCAAUUUCAGUCACUGAAUCAAAUUCAAGGACUUCAAGUUUGAACAAGAAGACCCUGAAUCCAAUCAUUGUCAUUGACAAUUAUGAUAGCUUCACCUACAAUCUUUGUCAGUAUAUGGGAGAGCUGGGAUGUUUUUUUGAGGUCUAUCGAAAUGAUGAUUUGACUGUGGAUGAGUUACGAAGGAAGAAUCCACGAGGAAUUCUAAUAUCCCCUGGGCCAGGGGCACCUCAGGAUUCUGGGAUCUCGUUGCAAACUGUUUUUGAACUUGGACCUACUGUUCCUCUAUUUGGUGUCUGCAUGGGUUUGCAGUGCAUUGGAGAGGCUUUUGGAGGGAAAAUUGUGCGUUCCCCAUAUGGUGUUGUGCAUGGAAAAAGUUCUCCUGUUUACUAUGAUGAGAAGGGCGAGGAAGGGCUUUUAUCUGGGUUAUCAAAUCCUUUCACUGCUGGUCGAUAUCAUAGCCUGGUCAUUGACAAGGAAACUUUUCCCGAUGAUGAGCUGGAAGUUACAGCAUGGACUGAAGAUGGAUUGAUAAUGGCCGUUCGCCACAAGAAAUACAAACAUUUACAGGGAGUUCAGUUCCACCCAGAAAGUAUUAUAACGAACGAGGGAAUGUCCAUCGUUCGCAACUUCGUAAAAUUGAUAGAGAGGAGGGAGAUGGAGGUCGAGCUUCAUUCGUGAGGUUCAAUUUCUCAGCCUGAGACUUUCUUCAUCUCUUAACCUGUUAAACCUUUCUACUAUAGCCAUUGGAUUGUUGUGUCGCUUCAACUUAUAAGUGGCUGAUAUGAGCUUAAGUUCAAGUGACCAAGUUGUUUAGUGACUCUACUAUAAAGUCGAAUAAACUUGUUCUCUUAAAUUAUAA